CCAAUCACCUGCUGCUAUACUCAGCUCCAUGGAUGAAUCGACCAAUCAACGCGCUGCUCAGACAAAAGUCACCUCUUCAACUUCCUAGCGGGAAGCCGCUAUCAGGAACUGUCCACAGGCAGCAGUGAUCAAUGAUAGAUACAGCAGCUAAUCAAAGGAAGAUGAGAUUAUCCCGAGCUGAAUAUAAAGAGAUAGUGAGAUGGACUGAACAACUGAGACCCACCCGCCAAUGUAUGAAGAUGCUGAAGGAAAGAUUUCCAAAUCACUCGCAGUCCACUCUUCUGAGCAUCUUCUCCCUGGAGUACCAGAAACGAACCAAAAGAACAUUCUCAAGACACCAUGCACCAGAUGUUAUUGAAAGCCACUACCAAAGGUAUCUGAGUGAAGCCAAGGCACAUCCCACUGCUCCCGUCCUGCUGGAGUUGGCCAUUGAGGUGGAUCUGUCUCCUGCACUGAUGGCUCGUAUCAUCCUCGACAGGUUCCUUCAGGGCCUGGAGGGUGGAAUGCCCUCUAAAACGGUUCUCAACAGCAUGCUGAAGGAGCCCUCAUUAAUUCCAGACCAAAUUUUGGCCAAUAACGUCUACCAAUGCACAAUAAAUGACUGCUGUUAUGGACCGCUGGUAGACUGCAUCAAACACGCUAUUGGCCAGGAGCAUGAGGUGCUGCUCUGUGACAAAUUGAAGGAAAGGAACCUUUCCUUUUUAGAUGAAAACCAACUGAGAGCUAUGGGCUACGACAAAACACCUGAUAUCAUCCUGGAGGUUCCCAUUGCCGUGGAGGGACACAUUGUACACUGGAUUGAGAGCAAAGCCUCAUUCGGAGACGACCACAGUCAUCGCACCUAUCUCAACGAACAGUUCUGGAGCUACUGGAACAGGCUUUGUUUCUUUUGUUUUGCACCGCAGAUUUGGUCCAGGCCUUGUGAUCUACUGGUACGGUUUCAUAGAAGAGCUGGACUGCCAGAGAGACAGAGGUAUCCUGCUCAAAGACUGCUUCCCUACAGACAUUGUCACCCUGUGCCAUGCCGCCCAGCAGGACCGACUGCCACAAGAGCCAGAAUAAAGACAAAGAGUGAGAAAAGAUGAGGAAAAAUACAAACAACUAUAAAGAUGGGAGGAAAGAGAGAGGAAGACAAGGAGGCAGGAAGGGUAGGAACAGGGGUGGAUACUUAGAUCCGGAAGCAAUUUGGUUUUCCUGCAGUGUGAGACUUCUGGCAAAAAUCUGCCCUGAACUCCACCUGACCCUCUGUCUCUCCCUUUCUUCCUCCAUCCCUCUCUUUCACUGCCCCAAAGCUACCACAUGUAAAUACACGCCAGAAUUCUGUAUAUCUGACAGCACAGGGUCAGAUUCAUACCUGUGUGUGAAAACACCGUCAUGGAGGCUUUCCUGGUUGUGGUCAGCUCUUGGCCCCUGGAUGGCCUCUCGCAACGGACGGCCAGGGUGAGAGCCAGGGCCAAAGUAAGACAUAUGGCCCUUCCUUAUCACACCCAAAAGCCCUGGCCUUUGUCACUCCUUCCUCCUCUGCUCAAUAGGCAGAUAAGAGAGGUGCGGUCCGGGGGCUGGGUGGACGCCUGACUCUUACCUGCGUCACUCAGUGCCCUCUCAGUCACUCUCCAAGGGGGUAAACAGGAUCAUUUCUGAUUAAAGUUGGUCUCACUGUGACCUUUUUCACCUCUCGUUAAAAAAUCUAAUGGGGGGGUUCCUUUUUUUCUCUGACCACAGUGAGUUGAAGCAAGAGUUCACACCGCAACUGAAUUUCAUCACAGAAUUAUUAUCAACACUUUGUAUCUGCUUCUUUAGUGUGAAACUAUAAAUUAAUUAACUGUAAAUCUUCAAAUUUUGGGUACAGUUUUUCACACAGCUCCCACUAACCUCAUAUGCCAACAAUUGUGAUGACAUUACACAACAGGUGUUUAUAUUCUAUAGUCUGUGCUGCAAUUAACGAUUGUUUUCAUUACCGAUUAAAGUGUUGAAUAUUUUUUCAAUUAAUUUAAUAUUUUUUGAUUAAUUGGUUAGUCUGCAAAAUGUCAGAAAAUCACAAAAAUCUGCCAUCACAAUUUCACAACCAACAGUCCAAAACCCAAUGAUAUUCAAUUUACAGUGAAAAGAAAAAGAGGUAAAUCCUCACAUAUGAGAAGCGUGUUUGGCAUUUUCUGCUUCACAAAUCAAAAUGAUUAAUUGAUGAUCAAAAUUGUUUGGCGAUUUUUCUCUCUGUCGACGAAUUGUUUCAGCACUGAUCAUAGGUCACAAGGUUAUUUAUUAGCCUAAAGUCUGUACUACAUGUGUCCUAUAAGCUGUGUUAGCUAACCUUUGCUAACAUCAAUUAGCAAGCCAAGUAGCCUGAUGUUAGUGUUCUUCACACAAGGAAUUAAGCAUCUCAUGAGCUCACAGUCAAAUAAAAUGCUAAUUAAUUAGGUCUGUCAUUUCCAUGAGUGCACUGUAGGUAUUGGAAAAAAACAAAACAUUCAGUAUUUGUCACCCUCUAUCCCACAUUUUACGCUGAUAUUUUAAAAUAUUUUCUUAUUGUACAGUGCGAUUUUGUAUAUGUGUUUAUAUUAAUAAAUAUGUUUUGAUAAAUGA
Molecule: messenger RNA, 2580 nt
Organism: Siniperca chuatsi (mandarin fish)
Lineage: Eukaryota; Metazoa; Chordata; Actinopteri; Centrarchiformes; Sinipercidae
Gene: cdin1
Product: CDAN1 interacting nuclease 1
Exons: 12
Coding region: 132-1085 (317 amino acids)
Biological process (GO): erythrocyte differentiation
Cellular component (GO): cytoplasm; nucleus
Source: RefSeq, a predicted model, not a curated record